Molecule: messenger RNA, 4107 nt
Organism: Carassius auratus (goldfish)
Lineage: Eukaryota; Metazoa; Chordata; Actinopteri; Cypriniformes; Cyprinidae
Product: cationic amino acid transporter 3-like
Exons: 11
Coding region: 1-1935 (644 amino acids)
Biological process (GO): transmembrane transport; amino acid transport
Cellular component (GO): plasma membrane
Molecular function (GO): amino acid transmembrane transporter activity
Source: RefSeq, a predicted model, not a curated record
AUGGUGGACAAAGUGGCAUCUUUUGGACACGCACUACUGCGCCGUCGUGCGCUGGACUGCUCUGGGGAGGAAACGCGGUUCGCCCGGUGUCUGUCCACUCUAGAUCUGGUGGCGCUCGGCGUGGGCUCCACACUUGGCGCUGGGGUCUAUGUGCUGGCUGGGGAGGUUGCAAGAGAGAAGGCAGGUCCUGCUAUCGUCUUAUGCUUCCUUGUGGCCGCACUUUCCUCAAUGCUGGCCGGACUGUGCUAUGCAGAGUUCGGCGCACGAGUCCCUAAGACUGGGUCUGCGUACUUGUACAGCUAUGUGACAGUGGGAGAAAUCUGGGCCUUCAUCACUGGUUGGAACCUCAUCCUCUCUUACGUUAUAGGUACAGCUAGUGUGGCGCGAGCGUGGAGCUCUACGUUCGAUAACCUGGUCGAGCAGAAGAUCUCUAACUUCUUCAGGGCAUCUAUGGCCAUGAAGGUUCCUGGGAAAGUUCUUGCUGAAUAUCCGGACCUGUUUGCCCUCAUUCUCAUCCUGCUACUGACUGGACUGCUUGCUUUUGGUGUAAGUGAAUCUGCUCUGGUGAACAAGAUCUUCACUGGGAUCAACCUGAUCGUGCUGGGCUUUGUCAUCAUCUCUGGCUUCGUCAAAGGCAACACAGCCAACUGGAACCUCACAUAUGAGGACUUCGUCAAUGAUACGAACAUCACCGAACCAGAAUCGGUUGAAAGCACAUUUGGAAGUGGAGGCUUCGCGCCGUUCGGCUUCGGCGGCGUCUUAUCUGGCGCAGCCACCUGUUUCUAUGCCUUUGUGGGCUUUGAUUGCAUUGCAACAACAAGUGAGGAAGCCAAGAACCCCAUGCGCUCCAUCCCUGUGGGCAUUGUGGCCUCUCUGCUCAUUUGCUUCUUUGCUUACUUUGGUGUGUCGGCUGCUCUCACUCUCAUGAUGCCCUACUACAAACUCAACACCCAGAGUCCCCUGCCCGAGGCCUUCAGUUACGUAGGCUGGGGGCCGGCACGCUAUAUCGUAGCCGUUGGUUCACUCUGUGCCCUCUCGACAAGCUUGUUAGGCUCCAUGUUCCCCAUGCCUCGAGUGAUCUACGCUAUGGCAGAGGACGGGCUGCUCUUCCGUUUCCUCUCGAAGAUGAACAAGAAAAGCAAAACUCCACUGCUGGCGACUAUUGUGUCUGGAAUAGUGGCAGCUCUCAUGGCGUUUCUGUUUGAUUUGGCUGCUUUGGUGGAUCUCAUGUCUAUUGGGACAUUACUUGCGUACUCUCUGGUGGCCGUGUGCGUUCUCAUCCUCAGAUAUCAGCCAGGCAACCUAAACUCUUCCAGUCAGACUGAGAAACUGGUGGAGCUGGUCGGUGGGGAGAAGGUGGCCGUAUGUGGAGAUAGUGGAGAUGAAUAUGGCAUGGACCUGGAUGACAAUCCCCGCAAAGAGAAAUUCUCCCUAAAACUCCUCCUGGUUCCUUCCAAGGACUCACCAACUGAAAUUUCAGGAACUAUUGUCUACGGCACAACCGCUGUCAUCUCUGUGCUGAUCACCGUGCUGUGCAUGGUUUUGGCUCUGCGUCUGGAAGCCAUCCUGGAUCUGGAGAUCGUGUCGGUGACGGCGUGUGUCAUUCUGGUCCUGCUGUGCAUCCUGUGUGUCAUAGUGAUCUGGAGGCAGCCUGAGAGCAAAGAAGCUCUCACCUUCAAGGUGCCUCUGUUGCCCUGGCUGCCUCUGUUCAGUAUCUUCGUCAACAUCUAUCUCAUGAUGCAGCUGGACAUGGCCACCUGGUGCCGCUUCACCGUGUGGAUGUGUCUCGGUUUCGCAAUCUACUUCGGCUACGGCAUCCGGAACAGCACUGAAGCCAUGAACAGCUCCCUCCGAAAAUACGAGCCGGCCCUUAAGAACAAAAGCCCCAUAUACCUUGUCGGUGAGGAGAGUGAAGUGGAUUGCAUUUCUCCUUGAUGAGGAGAAAACGACGGGCUGCCCUACGCCUUUUCAAUGAAGUUGCAGAUCCCCAUUUUUGAAACAAUGACUCAUUUAUUGUAGAAACUGCCCCAAACGGGUUUCUCUAAAAGAACCCGAAGUGUUUUCCGUUAGAGGUUGUUGUGCAGCCUUGGCCCUCCAGUACUGUAAAUGCUGGGUUGAAUGUCUUGCUGUAAUCACUAGUACUGUAAUGGAAAUAUUGUCUGGCAGACAAUAAGCUGACUGUGUACAGUAUUUUAUUUUCGGGAUCGCGCUCCAAGCGCAUUGUUUGUGCACCUUUGGGUCCAAAAUGGUCUGUUUUCACCUCCUGGUUUCCCAGAAUAAGGUUGUGAAGUACAAAAGGGACCCCUAGUGUUCACAAUGAGAAAAUGGCAAUACUGUUGGACAGUAUUUGUGGUCAUUGGUUACUGUUAAACAGAAUAAUUGAAGACAGGGUAAUUGGGGGGUUACUGACCGAAAGCUUUUAGACAUUUUUAGCUUUGCUAAAAUCCCAUGAGUUUGAGAGUUGUCCAAAGAGUGUAUGGAUAGAAAAAUGGUUUCCAUUUCCUAAGUAUGAUGACGGUGUGUUAUUAGCACUGCUGUCUGCUGUGUGUUGGGAUAAUGUUAUUGGCCAGUGUGUGUGUGUGUGUGUGCGUAAGAGAACGAGAGAGUUUUGAAUGGAUUGUAUAAGGUUGUGCCAGAAUCUGUUCCGUUUUACAAAAUACUAAAUUAUUUUUUUGGAAAAAACUGUUUUAUAUGGACUUGUAUAGUUUACCCAUCCAACUCCUUAAACUUGAUGAUUUUACUUUGGCAUACUGUAUAACAGUGCUUCUACACAACAUUUAUGGAAAGUUGCCUUAGUAACUAUUGUUUCUGCCAAAACUGCUUACACUACUGUUCAAAAAUUAUUAUUAUUAUUAUUAUUUUUUUAAGAAUUUAUCUUAUUCUGGAAGGAUGCUUUAAAUUGAAAAGUCACUGUAAAGACGUGUAUAAUAUUUAAAAAUAGUUUAAUUCCAAAUAACUGCAAUCAAAGAAUCUUAAAAAAAAAAAGUUUUUAGAGUUCUAAUAUUAUUUUUUUUAAACAAAUAAAUGUAUCCCUGAUGAUCAUAAGAAUCUUCUAUCAAAAGCAUUUACUUCUGAAUGGUAGUGUAUAUAUGGUCAUCUGUACAAACUGGUAAUUUGAUAGUAACCACCGCUGACUUGUAAGAUUCUGAAAGCUACUUCUAUUGUUUGAAGGAAAAACUCAUACUGAGCUUCCAUUUUGAAGAGUAUUAACUGUAAUCUUUGAGCAGAAACUAUGGUUACUGUGCUGACUUACUGUAAGAACUAACCCGCAGGUCAAGGGUAAAACCUAAACUUGCCUGAAGACUGAAGACCUAAAGAAACAGGCUUUCAACUGCCUUUCUUUCAUUUCUGAAGGUGUAGAUACUUGGCUGUCACUAUUUUUGACCAGAUUUAGGUUUUUGUUUUUUUUACUUUCCGUUGAAACUUGUUCCUGGCAGCUUGGCUGUGGGGCUCAUGUACCUUUAUCUGUUUUGUAGUUUAUUGUAGAGAAUUUGUAAUGUAGUGGAAUACUAGUUUACUCUCGCUCAAGCAAACCUAUCUUGUGCUCUCAUCGUAACUUUUUUUUGCAUAUUUAAGGAUUCUGAAAAUCAAGAUACUCUGAGAGCAACGGAGGCUUGACUGUGCGACAGUAUAGCGUCAAAGUUGUUUAAAACCACUAUUAUUUUUAAAUCCAUUUUGUCUGUAAUACAUUAUCAUUAUGACUUUAUUAGCUUAUUUUUGUAUAGCUUUCUCUGUUAUAUUUGUUCAGCUGAAAAUGGUUUGUUUACAUGUUCCAGAAAUGUACCGUUUAGCGUGUAAGCGUGUGUGAUGAAGCAUUAUUGUCUGAUCCCUACGCAUUACAAAGUUUUGAUUCAGUUUGGAGAUGUGCGUCUCCUGUAGAUCAGUGCCUGAUGUUUCAAAUGUACCUCAAAGAUGACUGGUAGAUUUCAAUACGUACCAAGUCCUAUGCCUUUGAGAUACACUUGUAGCGUUGCAUGUGUUUAUAUGUUCUCUUUGGGUUUUUUAAACUGUAAAUAUUCAUGCCAUGAACUAAAAAAAAAAUGUCCUGUAUUAUAUACAUUUCUGUUCAUGUUUUUCUUUUUUUAAAUAAAAUGUUGUGCCAAACAA